AUGUCUACUUUCAACCUAAGAAACGGUUCGAUUUUUACCAAACCAACUGUUGACUCAAUAGAACCAUUGCAAUUUCAUUUGAAAGGUUCUGAUCAGCAAGUGACUGCGUUCCCAAUCUUUUCAGCGGACGAGAUUCCCGGGACGCUGGUUGAAUUCCUGUACAAACUGUUCAACGAAGAAGUUGAAUCUGGCACAAGUUAUCCGCAUUUCGGUGAGCAUACUAAAGAAGAAUUUACUGAUUACUGGUUCCAUUCGUUCGCUGUCGUUGUACUAAACACAACAGAGAAAACAAUCGAUCCAAAAUGGAACAAUUGGGAUGAGCUCGUAUUGGGUACGUUCUACGUUAAACCUAAUUAUAUCGGCCGUUGUUCUCAUAACUGUAACGCGGGAUUCCUCGUGAACCCUACAUUCCGUGGUAAAAAGAUUGGAUAUAGACUGGGACAAGUUUACUUGAAAUGGGCCCCUUUAUUAGGUUAUAAUUAUUCGGUAUUCAAUUUGGUAUUUGUCACUAAUCCUGCUAGUUGGAAGAUCUGGGAUAAGUUGAAGUUCACUAGAAUUGGAUUGGUUCCCAAAGUAGCUAUUCUGAAUGGUAUCGAUGAACCUGUUGAUGCCAUCAUCUUUGGGAAGGAUUUGACAAACGUUGAGCCGGAAUUAUUUGAAGAUCUCAAAUGA
Kluyveromyces lactis is the source of this 672-nucleotide messenger RNA. Its product is annotated as N-acetyltransferase family protein. NCBI's taxonomy places the organism in Eukaryota, Fungi, Ascomycota, Saccharomycetes, Saccharomycetales, Saccharomycetaceae. The record is from RefSeq and is a predicted model, not a curated record. The transcript has a single exon. The coding region runs from base 1 to 672 and encodes 223 amino acids. Gene Ontology annotation, molecular function: acyltransferase activity, transferring groups other than amino-acyl groups.